Mustela lutreola (European mink) is the source of this 5090-nucleotide messenger RNA. It is a transcript of the gene FIBCD1, whose product is annotated as fibrinogen C domain containing 1. The transcript is spliced from 8 exons. NCBI's taxonomy places the organism in Eukaryota, Metazoa, Chordata, Mammalia, Carnivora, Mustelidae. Bases 93 to 1553 code for a protein of 486 amino acids. The record is from RefSeq and is a predicted model, not a curated record.
CGCGCCCCGCGCCCGAGCCCGCGCCCACCCCGGCGUCUUUGGGCUCCGCAGCGGCGCGCCCGGCCGGGCGCCCCCGCCAGUCCUGCCGGAAGAUGGUCAACGACCGGUGGAAGACCAUGGGCGGCGCUUCCCAACUUGAGGACCGGCCGCGCGACAAGCCGCAGCUCUCUCUUCCUGAGUCUGCGCGGCAGGCACCCACGUGUGGGGCAGGGCGCGCCGUUAUUGCCUCCAUUUUACAGUGGCCCAGCUGCGGCUACGUGCUGUGCACGGUGCUGCUCUCCCUGGCGGUGCUGCUGGCCGUGGCCGUCACCGGCGCUGUGCUCUUCCUGAACCACACCCACGCGCCAGGCACGGCACCCCCGCCCGUCGUCAGCACCGGGCCGGCAGGUGCCAACAGUGCCCUGGUCACCGUGGAGAGGGCCGAUAGCUCGCGUCUCAGCAUCCUCAUCGACCCGCGCUGCCCCGACCUCACCGACGGCUUCACCCGCCUGGAGGGCGCCCAGGCGACCGUGCUGCAGGCGCUGGCCGAGCACCGGGCGGAGCCAAAGCUGGCCGGCGAGCAGGAGCGGGAGCUGCUGGACACCCUGGCGGACCAGCUGCCCCGGCUGCUGGCCCGGGCCUCGGAGCUGCAGGCGGAGUGCACCGGGCUGCGGAAGGGCCUCGGCACCCUGGGCCAGGGGCUCAGCGCCCUGCAGAGCGAGCAGGGCCGCCUCAUCCAGCUUCUCUCCGAGAGUCAAGGCCACAUGGCUCACCUGGUGAACUCGGUCAGCGAUGUCCUAGAUGGCCUGCAGAGGGACCCAGGGGUGGGCCGGCCCCGCAUCAAAGCUGACCUCCAGAAGCCACCUGCCAGGGGAUUGCGGCCCCGCGGCUGCCCCAACGGGUCUCCACCCCGCGACUGUCUGGACGUGCUCCUGAGCGGGCAGCAGGAGGAUGGCAUUUACUCGGUCUUCCCGACACACUACCCAGCCGGCUUCCAGGUCUACUGUGACAUGCGCACCGACGGCGGCGGCUGGACGGUGUUCCAGCGCCGGGAGGACGGCUCCGUGAACUUCUUCCGAGGCUGGGAAGCGUACCGGGACGGCUUCGGCAAGCUCACGGGGGAGCACUGGCUAGGGCUCAGGAGGAUCCACGCCCUGACCACGCAGGCCACGUACGAGCUCCACGUGGACCUGGAGGACUUCGACAACGGCACAGCCUAUGCCCGCUAUGGGAGCUUUGCUGUGGGCUUGUUCUCCGUGGACCCCGAGGAAGACGGGUACCCACUCACCGUGGCCGACUACUCGGGCACGGCAGGGGACUCCCUCCUGAAACACGGCGGCAUGAGGUUCACCACCAAGGACCGUGACAGCGACCACUCGGAGAACAACUGCGCCGCCUUCUACCGCGGCGCCUGGUGGUACCGCAACUGCCACACGUCCAACCUCAACGGGCAGUACCUGCGCGGCGCACACGCCUCCUACGCCGACGGCAUCGAGUGGUCCUCCUGGACGGGCUGGCAGUACUCGCUCAAGUUCUCGGAGAUGAAGAUCCGGCCGGUCCGUGAGGACCGCUAGAUGGGCGUGGCGCCCGCCCUCCACCCGCGCCACCCCUGCCCACUCGCCCCUCAUCCCCCGCCCAACCCUACCCUGCGCCACUCCCAACCCCUCACCCCUCCCCAUCCCCGGCCCGACCCUACCCUACCUCUCCUCUGACCUGCUGUCACAUUGGAGGGGCUGCACCUUACCUCUGCCCUGUCCCCGCCCCCCAGCUGACCUCUGCUGACCUGGGGCAGGGCCCACUUAACAGCCCCUAAUCUUGCCUGCCCAGACUUUGGCUCCUGGGGUAAGAGUCUUGAUUUCCCUCGGCCAGCAGUCCUCCGGGCACUCCGGCCGGCCCCUCUACUUGGUUGGUCCAAACCCCUGGUGCUUGGGGGGCACAGAGAAGGGGCAGGUGGCACCCCUGCAGCCCUUUUAGUGGACAGAGGGACUGUUUGGAUCUUUCUGAGUCAGGUCCGAGGCCGGCCUUCUCUGCCCUCCCGGCCCUCCAGGCUUCCCUCCUUCAGUUCCAUGGUGCCUGGGGUUCCCACCUCUCCCCAAGGCCCGUGGGGAGUGGUGGCGGUGAGGGCUGCCCGGGGUGUGGGGCUGGCAGCCGUAGCCCACCAUUCCAGGCCAGGCUGGGGCACAGCUGUCUGUGGGGACUCCUAGCCCGAGGGGGCCAGGGCCAGUUCCCCGGAGCUCCCCCCAGCCUUCUACCCGCAGGCCUGGGAGGUCCUCAGUCCCUUGGGCUGCUGUGUCCAGCCUCCUGCCCUCCUGGGCAGCCGGAGCCCCACCCCGCCCUGUCCUCUUGCCUGUGGGACGCUGGGGCAGGUCCUGCUCCCUCCCGGCCUGGCCCGUCAGGACCUAUUUCCUGGGCUGCCGUGGGGCUUGAAUCACCCCCCCCACACACACACUCCCCAAUUCCCAGGGACUCCAGGGUCUUAGGGUUUCCUGGCGUCAGGCCUGCAAGGUGGAGGCUGGACCAGGAGGGGUCUGGGAGCGCUUUCCGGGUCCGCCCGGAGACUGCUGUCUCAGUGGGGAGGCCGCCCCCUACUGGUGACUCUGGGUGCUGCCACCUCAGGUCGGGGGAAGGGAGGGACUCACUGGGCAAACAGGGGGACUGAGGCACCGCCAGACACUGGACACACGCUUCCAUCGAAUCUUCCCAAUGUCCUGUCAUCCCCCGCAACAUUGCACCUACCCAACUGCGGGUCCUGAGGUCAGCAGCCAAAAAGAGCAGCCCUAACCCCCCUCCUGGGUAGUGCCGGGCCCCUGAUGCCCUCGCCAUCAGAACCAAGCACAGGGCUGUUCUUCCAAGCUCCCACCUGGGGGGAUUUGAUGGGCCGCUUCGAGGUUCUGGGAUGGGGUGGGCCGCACCAGGGACCCCCUCAGGCAGGAGGGCGGGCUGUUUCCUUGUAGGACGCCUGGAGUCAGGUGAACACGGGCAAAUAGAGAAGCGUGGGGCUCCUUUCUCCCCCUCCCACCAGAGUUUGUGCUGCAGGAAUCACGAGUCAGAGUCAGCCAGGGGCAGCAGGAGGGGUCGGAGUGUGGCUGACCCGCUGUGCCAGCCGGCCCGUCCCCUGGAGCUCCGCCUGGUCAUGGCAUUCAGCCAAGAUUCGCUGGACAUCUGCUGUGGGCCAAGGCCUGCCCAGGUGCCGGACGGCACCGAGUCCCUGCCCUGUAGGCGCCGUACUUGAAACAGACGCGGCCAAGAGACAGGCGGCGCAGCCCAGUGUGACCCGUGCUGGGGGAGGAGCCCAGCUGCAGGGGUGGCCGGGGCAGUGUGGGGGGCUCCAUAUGACAUGAAGGGAAGGGCCCCUGCGAUCCCCCUUCUCCGUCCUCUAGAAGGGGAGCCAGCCCACCCAAGCUGCUGGGGGCCCCCAGCCAUAGUGCAGAGGCCGGGUGGGACCCCAAUUCCUCAUCCCAGGGAGCCCCCUUCUCCCCCAUCAGCCCCAGGCUAGAGCCCGCUUCCGCUGCCAGCCUCACGGUGCCAGCCACUGUUUGGAAAGUGUCAGGCGUUUUCUGAUCUGUCAUCAAACAAACUCCUGGUGAGCGUGAUGUAAAUGGAUUCACAGAUGUGCGUGUGCGCCAGGAAGCUCGGAGCGCUCCUGCCAGGGCUUGGCUGCACAACAGAUGUGCCGGGGCUUGGGCCGGCCGGGCGGGAGGGAGGCCGAGGGUGGCUUCCAGGAGCAUCGGCCGACAUGCAGACACCUGUUCCUUCCUACCCGAAAGCCCCAGCCCCACGCCCAGCCCAGCAGUGGCACCGUCAUGGGACCUGGGCCAGAUCCAGUGCUGGCUGCUUGGGCAUAGAGCCCUCUGGUGGGGACAGCCAAGGCCGGCACACCCCACUUCCUAAAGGGCACAGAUAGCCCCGCGCACAUGUUCCCUCGGGGCUUGGUGAGCAAGGCAGGCUCUGGGCUCCAGGAGCCCCCGCUGUGAUGUCCCCGGGAAUGGCUGCCUCGUGAGCAGCAGCGACCACAGGAAGAGGGGCUGUGAGGACAGCAAGUAGCAUAAGACAGCUCCACCAAGGCCUGACGGACGACGAAUGUGUGCGAGGGGCCCGAGCUGAUGGCUUGGCAGUGGGGGCCUGUGGCCCCACUAUCCCAUGUGAACUGACUGAAGUCCCUGUCCCUUUCUUUUGUCCUCUGAUGAGGAGAGCGAGCCAAGCAGAAGAGGGGGUCUUUACACAGGACCCCGGGGCAGUGCAUGUGGCCCCACGAAGCUUCUGAAGGUUCCUUUCCGCCAGCACAGGCAGGUCCUGCGGAACCGGCCAGUGACCGCACUCGCUCUGCGGCCCCCACACUUCGGACACGAAGCUCGCUGGGUCUGGAGGACGGAUGGCUCCUGGGCCUCCACCCUGAUGGCCUCAGCACCAGCCGCCAGGAGACCAGGACGGCGCUAAGAGCAGCUCCCAGACUGCAUCCCCCCCACCCGCCCUGCAGCCACAUGUGAAAUUGGUUUCAUAAAUAUUUGUCUUGGGGCAGAAGUCAUGUCGCAGGCCUGUCUCUUCCUUGUCCCCCUGCGCCCACCGUUGGCCACCCUCGUUCACACCGGCCUCUCACCGGCCUGGCUGGGCCCUGAGCCCUGUCACCCAGGAGUCGGAGGAUACUUCAACAGGGACUGCCAGGUGACACCGGGAGGGCAGGGAGGCUGUGUCUGCAGGCAUGGGGGUGCCGGGGGGCCUGAGCUAGGCCUGUGGUCAGUCACGCAUCUCUGUCCUGUGCAGGUGGCGAGACAUGCUCGACCUCAGCCAAAGGACAUGAGGCUUUGGUCCCAGGGGCCGUGCCUCCUCAGGGCCGGUGUCUCCACCUGCUUGCAGGGAGAGAGCUGUUCCCAAGCCCCCAGGGGCCAAGCGGCUGACGGGACCAUGGCUGGGGCUGGCCGUGGUGGGACCGUGUGGAGACAGAGCCAGUGGGGACCGGCCUCUGGCUGUGUAGACGGGCAGGCCUGACAGUCCACACAAAGCUGGCUGGGGGGGCGGGGGCUCAGAGUGGCUUUGGGGCCAGCAUGGUUCGGGACAGAAGCUGGUCUGGGCGAUGUCCUGUGUGUUCCUGUCCCUAAUAAAAUCUCGUGGUG